GCCACCCGCCAAUCCUCUCCCGCAACCGCGAGUCGCCUCCUCCUCCACCGCCGCUUCCCCCGAGUCCGAUCCAACCCCGACGAAACCCUAGCAAUCCUUCGCCAUGAAAUCCGCCACCUCGAAGCCGAAGCCGAGGCCGAAGCCUCCCCCGCCGGCUUCGGCGCCGCCGGAUCCCUCCUCCAAGGCGUCCUCCUCGUCCUCCUCCGCCGCCGCCGCCGACCCCAACAGCGCCAAGCGCGCGGGCCCCACGCCCACCGCCGCCGCAGCCUCCGCGGCGGCCGUCGCCAAUCCCCCGAACAAGGAUAACCCCAACGGCGCGGCCAAUCCCGCCCCGAUCCUCCCCUCCCCGCACCCCCCGCGCCUCCCUUCGCCGCACCCACACCUCCCGGCUCCGGGGUUGCCGCCGCUGCCCCCGUCUCGCCCGCUGCUCACGGUGGCGGCGGUGGAGGCCGCGAUGGCCUCCAUCCCGCCCCCACCGCAGUACGGCCUCGAGAGCCUCGACCGGCGCAACGUCGUGCUCUCCGACGGCACCGUCCGCACCUACUUCGCGCUCCCGCUCGAGCCGCCGCCGCAGCUCCGGCAACCUCUGCCGCUGCCGCUGCCGCCGUUCCCCACGCGCCAGCUCGGUCCUCCGGUACGUAUGCCGGUUCCUGAAAGGUGGCCCCCGAUGCCAGCGCCCGCUGCUGUGCUGCCAAUGCUGGCCCCUAAGCGGAAGUGGGAGAACCAGGCCAAUGGUAGUGCCCUCGGGGAGUCAUCGGGUCGUCAGCAGAAGCCGGAGGAGAAGCGCAUCGUGAAACAGGCGAAGGUGGAGACGCCUGAGGUGGAUGCGAAGGAGCUGAAGAACUCCUUCCUUAAGAUGGUUAAAUUAAUGAACGAGAACGUGGAGCAGAAGAAGAAUUACAGGGCCAAUGGGAAGAUUUCGCAGCUGAAAUGCACAGUAUGUGGGAGGGAUUCUAUAGAUUUGCAUUCACUCCUCAAUCAUUCUUACCAUACGAAGAGUGCAGAGCAUCGUGCUGAUCACCUUGGGUUGCACAAAGCUCUGUGUGUUCUUAUGGGUUGGAAUUACUCCGUAGAUCCUGUGCACAAAAAGGCUUACCAAACAUUAUCUACUGCUGAUGCUGAAGCCAAUCAAGGAGAUCUUAUUUUAUGGCCACCAACAGUCAUAAUCGAGAACACAUUCAAGUCAAAGAAUGAUGGACAAAAGGAUGGGAUGAGCAAUAAAGAGAUGGAGGGCAGGCUCAGAGGAAUGGGCUUUGGUGGUGCCAAUGUGAGACCACUCUUUGGAAAGGAUGGACAGAGAUCCAUGGUGGUGAAGUUCGCUAGCAGCCUCGCUGGUCUGAAGGAGGCUGAGAGGCUUGCUCAGUUCUUUCAGAAUCAAAGCCAUGGACGCGCUGAAUGGUAUCGCGUCCGAAGCAUCCCUCCUGGCGCUGAUUCGGGAAGCAACCCGUCGCUGGUGAAGGUGGACGCCAAGGGGGAACGGACAUGGGUCCUCUAUGGCUACUUGGCAACUGCAUGGGACCUGGAUGUUCUCGACAUGGAGUCAAAGCAAAAUGCUGUAAUAAAGAGCAGAAAAGAGCUCGAUUUGUCAGAAUAGGAUCAACCCUGUUAGAGUGCAUGAGUUGAAAGUCAGUGAUUCAGUUCUUGUAAUUUGUAGACAGCAGCUGUCAAUCUUUUUUCUAUCGAGAGUACUCGAUUUUAAUGCAUAAUUCCAAGAACUGAUUUGGUUGCAAGGAAGUAAUGGAACUCGAAACCCUAGAUAGAGAUACUGCGUGUCCACAGAACAUGGCAGUCUUGGCAUGUGGCAUGUUAUUUUUUUAAAAAAAAUAUAAGCAUCAGUAUAGUAUAUUAAAUGGAUGCAUGAAAAUUGUUAUAUGUAUAUAUCUGUCUUCAGAAGUGUCUUCAUAAUACUAUA
Messenger RNA from Oryza brachyantha (malo sina), 1912 nucleotides. Its product is annotated as translation initiation factor IF-2-like. The transcript is spliced from 3 exons. Gene Ontology annotation, biological process: regulatory ncRNA-mediated gene silencing. Bases 104 to 1594 code for a protein of 496 amino acids. The record is from RefSeq and is a predicted model, not a curated record. NCBI's taxonomy places the organism in Eukaryota, Viridiplantae, Streptophyta, Magnoliopsida, Poales, Poaceae.